AAUACUUCCGGGUGUGCAAUAUGGAAAAAUAUCUGCACAGUCGGUGAUGAGUCGCUUCCUGUGCAAUUUGAAUGUAAAACGCUGAUGUCAGCACUUAUUAAAAAGCAAUAAAGAGUCAUACUCCACUAUAGAGAUCAUAACCAUGGUGACAAGAUGACGAGAGUGAACUCUGCAUGACCUUGUUCCGGUGUCCAUGCAAGGUUUGUAAACUAAGAGAUAAUCAAACUGCUAUAAACUAUACUGAUUAUAAGCAACUUAGAAAUUCAACCUGACAGGAUUACAAAAUAAUGAUACAACUCAUCACAGUAUCUCUUCUGUUUUUAGGAACACAAGCUUGCUUUCAUGGAGAUAUUCAAUUGGUAAACGACAACAACGUUAACAACAUUGUCGAGUUCUGUUAUAAGGGGGAUUGGAGAAGGAUCUGUGUGUCUGAUACAUGGGGUAACGUUGAGGCCAACAUUGUCUGCUCUCAACUUGGAUACAGCGAUCAAGGUGCUACGACCAGCAAUGUUAGUAUUAGUCAGAAUUCACCCUAUACGUUUUUGAGGUUUGUCGACUGUGAUGAAUCUGACGCUAAUAUUGAUGAGUGCUACUAUGAAGCUCGUAAUGGCUGUAAUAUGGUUGAUAAACAUGCAACAGUUCAAUGUUCAAGUGCUAAUUGCGCUGACAGGGAUAUUCGACUGGUGGGUGGAGCUACUGACAACGAGGGAAGAGUUGAAAUGUGUACAGAUCGCCGUUGGAUGGCAAUUUGUAGCAACGCAUCGACUGAGCAAGACGCUGGACAAAUGUGCCAAGAGUUUCGAUUUGCUAGCAUUGGAGCUGAAGUGCUUGUAUUCAACCCACGAAGAGUACCAACCAUCAACUGCACUAUAGGCGAUUCUGGCGACCUCUCUUGCAAUGAAUCAUGUGAUGAUGGUACAACAGACCUAGGGAUUCGUUGUGUCAGGCAGGAAGUUCUGAAUCAAAUAAGCACUCCUUGUGACAACGUAACUUCAGUUUAUAAUUCCACAAUUCAAACAAACCAGACUUGUGAAUUCUCGUGUGAUUACUGUAAUACAACAGCUAGUCCCUCUGUUAGCCAUGUACAGGGUAAUGCUAUGUCCACAGAUACAGUAACCUCUAUAUAUACAUGUAUAGAGUCGUCAUGUGGUACUGAGUCAAGCACUACAGCACUGGGGGUAAUAGUUGCUUUGUUGGUGGCUCUGCUGGUGGUCUUGUUGAUUGUUUGUGGAGUAAUGUGGAAUCGCAUAUCACAGAAACAUAAACAAAUCUGCAUGUAUGUCGUCAGAAACAAGCACACUCUCAACAAUUCAACGACAACUGAACAACCCAGUAUAUGAUACAAGCAUGGAACUACACAAUGCAUAUAGCUCCAGUGGACCCACCUACCAACAAGUUGCCAAUGGCAAUCAACAAGACCACACCUAUUCGAUACUGGAAUGCGAUCAGAAUACAAAUCGUCACUCAAAUCAGCUCACUGCUAUAGACGAGGAACAGAACUACUAUGUGGUGGAGAGUGGAAGGUGUGAGGGUGUGGAGGGGGCGGGCUGUGACAGUGUGUACAGUGAAGCUAGUAACUACGAAGUGCCAAUGUCAAGCAAAACGGACAGCAAGGUGUGGCUGUGUGAAGCUGCUAAAAUGUGGUUCCAAACUUCGGUGUUAUAUAGAGACCUUGCAAUUCAUGUGUGUCUGUUUAUGUAUAUUCAAUAUAGGGACUCAGAAACUCUAUAAUAUAAUUAUAUUUAUUGAAUACUUUUGGUAGGCUACUAUGUGAGUUUUUGUUGGAGUGAUGUAAUCGUGUCUAAAUCUGAUUGGUUCUG
Halichondria panicea is the source of this 1820-nucleotide messenger RNA. RefSeq names its product scavenger receptor cysteine-rich domain superfamily protein-like. The record is from RefSeq and is a predicted model, not a curated record. The transcript has 8 exons. Bases 288 to 1340 code for a protein of 350 amino acids. Gene Ontology annotation, cellular component: membrane. NCBI's taxonomy places the organism in Eukaryota, Metazoa, Porifera, Demospongiae, Suberitida, Halichondriidae.